UUUGAAAUGAGAUUGCAAGUUUCAUCGCCUUCUCAAGCUUUCUCUCGAGCCCUAGUAAAGUUGGCCGCUUGUUGUAACAUUUCGAUGUCUUGGUCCUGCAAAAAAUGCACAUUUUUGAACCCUCCGUCACAGAAGUCGUCUUGUCAAAUCUGCUUGUCGUCGUCACCUUCAUUGUCUCCACCUGCUUCUUCAUCUUCUUCGCCCCCUAAAUGGUCAUGCAAGGCCUGCACUUUCUUGAACCCGUAUAAGAAUUCUAACUGCGAAAUCUGCGAUACAAGAUGCCCUGUUUUGUCCCUAUCGAACUUCGAGGAUUUGAAUGACCCCCUUUACGAGGGCGAUUUGGAUCCUUCUGUGGGGUCUGUCUUUUUCCCUCUGCGAUCUUGCAAGAGGAAGAUCACGGAGUCAAUUCAGAUUGAUAACGAUCGCGCCGAGUCAGAAAGUUUUCGAGACUUCAAGGCGUCUAGAAAAGAGAUUAGUGCCACUGAGCAUUCAGGCAAGCCUCUCAGUUCGUUGAAGAUCCUAAGUUACAAUGUUUGGUUCCGGGAAGAUUUGGAGGUUCAUAAGAGGAUGGAAGCAAUUGGUGACCUUAUUCAACAUCAUAACCCUGAUUUAAUCUGUUUUCAGGAGGUGACUCCAAAUAUAUUCGACAUUUUCAAGGAAGCUAGCUGGUGGAAUGUAUAUCGUUGCUCAGUUUCUUUCGACAAGGCUUACUCAAGGCAAUAUUUUUGUGCGGUGUUAAGCAAACUACCUGUUAAAUCUUUCAGCACCGUGCCCUUCAGUAAUUCUAUAAUGGGAAGAGAACUUUGCAUUGCGGAGAUUGAAGCUAUGAAUGGGAAGCCAUUUGUUGUUGCUACUAGCCAUCUUGAAAGCCCCUGUCCAGCGCCGCCCAAAUGGGAUCAGAUGUACAGCAAGGAACGUGUAGAGCAGGCCCAUGAGGCUAUGACUGUUCUUUGCAAGUACCCAAAUGUUGUUUUUGGAGGGGACAUGAAUUGGGAUGACAAAAUGGAUGGUCAGUUUCCUUUACAAGAUGGGUGGAUUGAUGCAUGGUCUCAGCUGAGGGCAAAUGAAAAUGGAUGGACAUAUGACACAAAGUCCAACCAGAUGUUGGCCGGCAACCGGACUCUGCAAAAGAGAUUAGAUCGUUUUAUUUGCAGUCUUCAGGAUUUCAAGAUAAGCAGUAUUGACAUGAUUGGGAUGAAUGAAAUACCUGGUUUGUCCUAUAGCAAGGAGAAGAAAGCAAAGAAAGAGACUAAACAACUGGUGCUCCCUGUUUUACCUAGUGAUCAUUACGGCUUGAUUUUAACAAUUUCUACUAAGUAGUUAGUAAUGCUAUUUUGGUGAGACUAAGCUGUUGUUCUCAGUCUUUUGCCCAUUUCUCAAGCAUGCCUUGCAUGUAUUUUUGUGUAGACGGAAUGUAAUCUAAAGUCAGGGGUGCUUUUUUUUGUUGAAACCAAGCUGGUUUUCUGCACAGAUCACUGCUAUUAUGUAAAGAAGUAGCGUUCUUGACAUCAUACUUCUUGGACUGAACUGUAGAAAUUUCUCAAUCUUUGUGA
Messenger RNA from Neltuma alba, 1553 nucleotides. RefSeq lists its product as uncharacterized. Gene Ontology annotation, biological process: double-strand break repair. NCBI's taxonomy places the organism in Eukaryota, Viridiplantae, Streptophyta, Magnoliopsida, Fabales, Fabaceae. Gene Ontology annotation, cellular component: PML body; cytoplasm. The transcript has 4 exons. Bases 7 to 1320 code for a protein of 437 amino acids. Gene Ontology annotation, molecular function: 5'-tyrosyl-DNA phosphodiesterase activity; single-stranded DNA binding. The record is from RefSeq and is a predicted model, not a curated record.